UGAACUGUCAUGAAUUUGAAAAUUUGAUACCAAAUUUACGCCUAUUUAGAAAAGGUAAUAUUUUAUUUAAUUAACGUGUCCUUAUUUAGAUCGAUCCUUAAAAGAUGCGCGCAAUAUUUGAAAUAAAAGCAGGUACCAGAAUGAGAAAAUAAAAUAUUAAAAGGACUAAAUUGCAAAAGAAAAAGUGAAUCCCCAUUAAAGGACUUCCCGCUUCUCGGGGGUCAGUGUCUGAUAAUUUUCUCAUGUUUGUCAAAAUGGCAGACCCCAAAAUCUCAAACUGAAGGGUUUCAAUUCCUAGUCUUCGUGUUUUCUUUCUAACGCGAACCCACAUUUAAUUAAUUCUCCCCUCUUUCCCGAUUUCUUCUUGCAGAUCCUAUAUAUAGUUCUUGAAUAAAGGGGAGGAAGGCUCUGGUGAGAAAAAAACAGGGUGAUUCCUCCUACAGCUACUUCUGUCAAAACCGAGUGAACCGUCGUAUUUGUAAGAAAAUAAAAUAAAGAUAUGGAGCACCCGACAAAUGCAAACCUAGUACUUGAGAAAGAUGCACCCGCACCUGAUAUCGAAAAGGAGGAGAUGAAAAAUGUUGAUACUGUUAAGAAAGAAAUUUUGGAGUCUUCGUCUGACAUAGAUGAGGUAGAUUCGCCUCGUGUUCCGAUCAAAGAGCAAUUAGAAUCACCGAUUGUAAAUAGUGAUGAAGUUAAGAGCGAAAAGAGAUCAGACGAUGAUGCAAUAGAUUCUCUCGAGGAGGAAAAGGAACCCGUCUUUGAUGGGACCGAGGUACCUGGAAUAGAAGAUAAGGAAUCUGCUUGGUCCGAAAAGGCGGUGGCUCUUACAAAUUUCGUUAGGCAAAAAAGUUUAGUUGCGGUGUCUACUGUUCUUCGCCGUCUUUCCAUGAAGAGUGAUGAUGGAAUCGAAGAUUCCUCUGAGGAGAAAGAUUCUUCGCCAGAAAACAAGGUUCUAGAAGCUUCUGGAAAAUCCGGAGAGAGAUUUAAUUGGAGCCCUCUUUCUCUUAUUGGGAUUGGAGACAGCAAAUCCGAACAAGAGCAACCCGUCGAAGACGUAACUCAGCCUAUUGCCAUGAAAGGACGAAUUAUCUUGUACACGAGUUUAGGGUGCAACGACUGCAAAGAGGCGAGAAAGUAUCUACAUGCAAAAAGACUCCGAUAUGUCGAAAUAAAUAUUGAUGUGUAUCCGACCAGAAAGUUAGAGCUGGAGAAAAUAGCUGGAUCGUGUGCUGUUCCUCGGGUUUUUUUUAAUGAAGUUCUAAUCGGUGGUUUGAACGAGAUGAAGAUUUUGGAGGAGUCUGGUAAACUUGGAGAGAAGAUUGACUAUGUUGUGAGUGAACCGCCGUCGUUUGAAGCUCCUAUGCCGCCACUCUCUGGUGAAGAUGAUCCCUCGAGUAAUGGACCUGUCGAUGAGCUGGCGCUUGUUGCUCGUAAAAUGAAAGGAUCGGUUUCCGUUAAGGAUCGGUUUUACAAAAUGCGCGUGUUCAGCAACUGUUUUCUUGGUUCGGAAGCUGUUGAUUUCUUGUCUGAAGAUCAGUUAUUGGAAAGGGACGCGGCUGUUGAAUUUGGUCGAAAGCUCGCAAACAAACUCUUCUUCCAACACGUUGAGGACAAUAUAUUCGAAGACGGAAAUCACUUGUACCGUUUUCUAGACGACGACCCUCUCAUCUCUCAAUGUCAAAACAUACCAAGAGGCAUUAACGAAGGGAAACCAAAACCCAUCUCCGAAAUUUCUGCGCGCCUUAGAUUUCUGCUUCGUGCAAUAUUGGAAGCAUAUUCUUCUGAAGAUGGACGGCACGUUGAUUAUAGAAGCAUUCACGGCAGCGAAGAGUUUGCAAGGUAUUUGAGGAUAGUUGAGGAGCUUCAACGAGUAGAAUUAUUUGAGAUAUCAAGAGAAGAGAAGCUAUCGUUUUUUAUUAAUCUUUAUAACAUGAUGUCGAUUCAUGCAAUACUUGUGUGGGGCCAUCCAUUGGGAGCUUUGGAGCGAAGAAAAACUUUCGGGGAUUUUAAAUACGUGAUUGGUGGAUCUACAUAUUCACUUUCGGCUAUUUACAACGGGGUUUUGAGGGGUAACCAAAGACCACCUUAUAAUCUCGUAAAGCCGUUUGGAGCGAAAGAUAGGCGAUUAAAGGUUGCUCUUCCUCACGUGGAGCCUCUUGUUCACUUUGCACUAGUCUGUGGGACCCGAUCGGGUCCCGCCAUUCGAUGCUACUCGCCUGGAAAUAUCGAUACAGAGUUGAUGGAUGCUGCUUGUAAUUUCCUCAGGAACGGAGCACUUUAUGUUGAUUCGAUUUCCAAUGUCGUCUAUGUCAAUAAAAUACUGAGAUGGUAUAGUGUAGAUUUUGGGAAGAAUGAGGUUGAAGUACUGAAGCAUGCUGCGAACUAUCUAGAAGCUUCUGAUUCUCAAGCUUUUCUUGAAUUGCUUUCAGAUACUCAGUUGAAAGUUAUUUACCAGCCAUAUGAUUGGGGAUUAAACCACUAGCUUUCUCUUGUAAUAAACUCAUCAACUUAUUUUAGGACAAAUUUUUUAUUUUUUUUAAUGUUUCGUUUUGAACUAGUUUUUAAGUUAUUGUUUGUUAUGGACUUAAAAAUUCA
Molecule: messenger RNA, 2598 nt
Organism: Erythranthe guttata (spotted monkey flower)
Lineage: Eukaryota; Viridiplantae; Streptophyta; Magnoliopsida; Lamiales; Phrymaceae
Product: electron carrier/ protein disulfide oxidoreductase
Biological process (GO): intracellular signal transduction
Source: RefSeq, a predicted model, not a curated record